CGCCGCCCACACCCGGGGCUGCUCUAGGCACCGAGAGUGGCAGCACUCAGCUCCGGUGCCACACAGUGGCAGAGGCAGGGAGACCCGGCUCCGCGGGAUGGCGGUGGCCCUGCGGGCUCCGGGCUGGGCACCGCGAUCGCUGCUCCUUCUGCUGCUGCUGCUGCUGGGGCGGUUGUCUCCAGGUAGGAGCGCGGUGGCUCCGGACCCCGCGGCUGUGGCGCGGGACAGCCUGCACCCGCCCUACUUCAACCUGGCCCAGGCGGCAAGGAUCCGGGCCACCGCCACCUGCGGGGAGCGGGGCCCCGGGGUCGCGAGGCCACGGCCGGAGCUCUACUGCAAGUUGGUGGGCGGUCCCACCGCUCAAGGCAGCGGCCACACCAUCCAGGGCCAGUUCUGUGACUAUUGCAAUUCUGAGGACCCCAGGAAAGCACAUCCAGCCACCCAUGCGAUUGAUGGAUCUGAACGUUGGUGGCAAAGCCCUCCUCUCUCCUCAGGCACACAGUACAACCAAGUCAACCUCACUUUGGAUCUGGGUCAGCUCUUCCAGGUGGCUUAUAUUUUAAUCAAAUUUGCAAAUUCUCCGCGCCCUGAUCUUUGGGUCUUGGAAAGAUCUGUAGACUUUGGAAGCACCUACUCACCAUGGCAGUAUUUUGCUCAUUCUAGAAGAGACUGUUUAGAACAAUUUGGGCAAGAAGCAAAUGUGGCCAUCACGCGGGAUGAUGAGGUACUCUGUAUUACCGAAUAUUCCCGUAUUGUACCUCUGGAAAAUGGCGAGGUUGUGGUGUCCUUGGUAAAUGGCCGUCCAGGUGCAAAAAAUUUUACUUUCUCUGACACCCUGAGGGAGUUUACCAAGGCAACAAACAUCCGCUUGCGCUUUCUUCGUACCAACACCCUCCUUGGGCAUCUCAUCUCCAAGGCACAGCGAGACCCCACCGUCACUCGGCGGUAUUAUUACAGCAUAAAAGACAUCAGCAUUGGUGGGCGCUGUGUUUGCAAUGGCCACGCUGACGUGUGCAAUGCUGACAAUCCUGAAAAACUGUUCCGAUGUGAAUGCCAACACCACACCUGUGGGGCAACAUGCAACAGCUGCUGUGUGGGCUACAAUCAGAGGCGCUGGCGACCAGCAACGUGGGAACAGCACAAUGAGUGUGAAGCCUGCAACUGCCAUGGGCACGCCACUGACUGUUACUAUGAUCCAGAUGUUGAGCAGCAACAGGCAAGCUUGAACAUCAAAGGCAUCUACAUAGGUGGUGGAGUCUGCAUCAAUUGCCAGCACAACACAGCUGGUGUGAACUGUGAAAAAUGUGCCAAGGGUUAUUAUCGCCCUUAUGGAGUUCCAGUCGAUGCCCCCCAUGGCUGCAUUCCUUGUAGCUGUGACCCUGAACGUGCAGAAGACUGUGAACAGGGCUCAGGCCGAUGUCACUGUAAGCCGAAUUUCCAAGGAGACAACUGUGCAGAGUGUGCAGAUGGAUACUAUAAUUUCCCAUUUUGCUUGAGAAUUCCCAUCUCUCCUGUUUAUACUCCAAGUCCAGAAGACCCAGUAGCCGGCAAUAUAAAAGGGUGUGACUGUGACUUGGAAGGUGUUCUCCCUGAAAUAUGUGAUCACUACGGACGGUGCCUGUGCCGCCCUGGAGUUGAGGGUCCCCGGUGUGACUCCUGCCGCCCAGACUCCUAUUCUUUCCCUAUAUGCCAAGCCUGCCAGUGUUCAGCUGCUGGAUCCUACCCAACACCCUGUGACCCAGUGACUGGCCAGUGUGAAUGCCUGCCCGGGGUAACGGGAAAGCAGUGUGAUAGGUGUCUCUCAGGAGCCUAUGACUUUCCCCACUGUCAAGGUUCCAGCAGUGUUUGUGACCCAGCUGGGACCGUUGACUCCAGCUUGGGCUAUUGCCAAUGCAAGCUUCAUGUUGAAAGUCCUGCUUGCAAUAUCUGCAAACCAUUAUAUUGGAAUCUGGUGCCGGAGAACCCCAGUGGAUGCUCAGAAUGCCAGUGCCAUGAGGCAGGGACACUGAGUGGAAUUGCAGAGUGCGGGCAGGAAGAUGGUGACUGCAGCUGCAAAGCUCGUGUGACUGGUGAUGCCUGUGACACCUGUGAAGAUGGAUACUUCGCUUUGGAGAAGAGCAGUUACUUUGGCUGUCAAGGAUGCCAGUGUGACAUUGGUGGGGCACUCACCUCCAUAUGCAGUGGGCCCUUGGGAGUAUGCCAAUGCCGAGAGCAUGUUGAGGGGAAGGGGUGCCAGAGGCCUGAAAAUAACUACUAUUUCCCGGAUUUGCAUCACAUGAAGUAUGAAGUUGAAGAUGGUGCUGCACCGAAUGGCAGAGACCUUCGAUUUGAAUUUGAUCCCCUGGUAUUUCCUGAGUUUAGCUGGAGAGGAUACACCCCGAUGACCUCAGUACAGAAUGAAGUAAGGAUAAUGUUGACUGUGGGCAAGUCAAACCUCUCCUUGUUCCGCAUUAUUCUGAGAUACAUUAACCCUGGAAUUGAAACAAUAUUUGGCCGUGUAACUAUUUAUCCAUCCUGGGCAAAGUCAGGUGCUGCUCAAACCAAAGAGAUCACUUUUCUACCCAGUAAGGAGCCAGCAUUUGUCACUGCCCCUGGAAAUGGCUUUGCAGACCCAUUCUCAAUGACACCAGGAACGUGGAUCGCUUGUAUUCAGGCAGAAGGAGUCCUCCUGGAUUACUUGGUGCUGCUACCCAGAGACUACUAUGAAGCACUCACGCUGCAGUUGCCCGUUACAGAGCCUUGUGCCCACGCAGGAUCUCCUCAGGACAAUUGCUUGCUUUACCAGCAUUUGCCAGUGACCAGAUUCUCCUGUACCCUGGCUUGUGAGGCCAGGCACUUCCUGCUUGAUGGGGAGCUGAGACCCUUGGCAGUGAGGCAGCCCACCCCUGCAUACCCAGCCAUGGUGGACCUCAGCGGGAGAGAGGUGGAACUGCAUCUGCAGCUGCACGUCCCCCAGAUCGGCCGCUAUGUAGUCAUGCUGGAGUAUGCCUCAGAAGCAGACCAGCUGUUUGUGGUGGAUGUGAAUGUGAUGAGCCCCGGGUCUGUCCUGGCAGGUCAGGUGAAUAUAUACAGCUGCAAAUACAGCAUUCUGUGCAGGAGUAUCGUGAUCGAUGGAUUGGGUCGUGUGGCUGUGUACGAACUCUUAGCAGAUGCAGAUGUUGAGCUCAAGGUGCACACGGCCCAGUUUCUUCUGCAUCAGAUUUGUAUCAUGCCUGUUGAAGAAUUCUCAGCUGAAUAUGUGAGACCUCAAGUGCACUGCAUUGCCAGCUAUGGGCCACUUGUUAAUCCAAGGGCCAUCUGUGUCUCCCUGGUCCAUGAAACUCCUCCAACAGCCUUAAUUUUGGAUGCCCCUAGUAGGGGGCCUUUUCCUCUCCUACCCCAGGAGCCUUCCCCGCCUGCAGAUGUGGUGAAUGGAGUUACUCUGAAGGCUCCACAGAGCCAGGAGACCCUACGAGGAUUCAUACCACACCCAGGCCGGUAUGUCUUGGUCAUCCAUUUUUAUCAAGCAGAGCACCCAACAUUCCCAGCGCAGGUGUUUGUGGCUGGAGGAAGAACACAGUCAGGGUCCUUCCGAGCUUCCUUUUGCCCCCAUGUUCUUGGCUGCCAGGACCAAGUGAUCUCUGAAGGCCAGGUUGAGUUUGACAUCUCGGAACCAGAGGUGGCCGUGACUGUGAAGGUUCCAGAAGGAAGGUCUUUAAUAUUGGUCCGGGUUCUGGUGGUGCCUGCAGAGAAUUAUGACUACCAAAUACUUCACAAAAAAUCAGUAGACAAGUCCUUCGAGUUUAUCACCAACUGUGGAGGAGACAGUUUUCAUAUUGAUCCCCAGGCAGCCUCUGGAUUCUGUAAGAAUUCUUCAAGGUCCCUGGUGGCCUUUUACCACAAUGGUGCCUUGCCUUGUGAGUGUCAUCCUGCUGGGGCCACCAGCCAUCACUGUAGCCCUGAGGGCGGGCAGUGCCCUUGCCUGCCCAACAUCAUCGGGAGGCAAUGCACACGCUGUGCAACAGGCCACUACGGAUUUCCACACUGCAAGCCAUGCCAUUGUGGUGGACGCCUUUGUGAGGAGGUGACAGGACAGUGUCUCUGCCCACCCCGUACCGUCAGGCCCCAAUGUGAAGUCUGUGAGAUGAAUUCCUUCAACUUCCACCCCCUGGCUGGCUGUGAAGCCUGCAAUUGUUCUAGGAGGGGCACCAUCGAGGCAGCCAUUCCUCAAUGUGACAGGGAGAGCGGGCAGUGCAGAUGCAAGCCCAGAAUCACAGGGCGACAGUGUGACAAGUGUGCUCCUGGAUUCUACCUGUUCCCUGAGUGUGUUCCCUGCAAUUGCAACAGAGCUGGUACUGAACCUGAAGUGUGUGACCCAGGGACCGGGACUUGCCUGUGCAAGGAAAACGUGGAAGGCCCAGAAUGUGACAUGUGUCAAGAAGGAUCAUUCUACUUGGACUCUGCCAAUCCGAAGGGUUGUACCAGAUGCUUCUGUUUUGGAGUGAAUACACGCUGUCACAGUACACACAAGCGAAGAGCUAAGUUUGUCGAUAUGAUGGGCUGGCGUCUGGAGACAGCAGAUGGAGUUGCUGUCCCGGUCUCCUUCAACCCAGGCAGCAACAGCAUGGUUGCAGACCUCCAGGAGCUGCCGUCAUCAGUCCAUAGUGCAUCCUGGGUGGCACCUCCAUCCUACCUGGGGGACAAGGUUUCCUCGUAUGGUGGCUAUGUCACCUACCAAGUCAAGUCCUUUGGUUUACCUAGAGAUAUGGUUCUUCUGGAAAAGCAACCGGAUGUGCAACUCACUGGUCAGCGCAUGUCCAUCAUCUAUAAGGAGCCCAGUAAUCCACAGCCAGAUCGGCUGCAUCAUGGGAGGGUGCAAGUGGUUGAGGGAAACUUUAAGCAUGCAGGCAGCAGUGCCCCAGUGUCCCGGGAAGAGCUGAUGAUCGUGCUGUCCAGACUGGAGGGGUUGCACAUCCGGGGCCUCCACUUCACAGAGACACAGAGGCUGACCCUGGGUGAGGUGGGGCUGGAGGAGGCCUCUGACACUGGAAGUGGACGCAGAGCUCAUCAGGUGGAGAUGUGUGCCUGUCCCCCUGACUACACAGGUGACUCAUGUCAGGAUUGUAGCCCUGGAUACUAUCGAGCUAACAGAGGCUUGCCUACUGGAAGGUGCAUUCCCUGUGAUUGCAAUGGACAUUCAAAUCGAUGCCAGGAUGGUUCGGGGAUAUGUAUUAACUGUCAGCACAACACUGCUGGGGAGCACUGUGAGCACUGCAAGGAGGGUCACUAUGGAAAUGCCAUCCAUGGGUCCUGUAGGGUCUGCCCCUGUCCUCAUACCAACAGUUUCGCCACUGGCUGUGCUGUGAACGGGGGAAACGUGAGGUGUGCCUGCAAACCUGGAUACACAGGAGCACAGUGUGAGAGGUGUGCACCAGGAUAUUUUGGGAAUCCCCAGAAAUUUGGAGGUAGCUGCCAACCAUGCAACUGUAACACCAAUGGCCAGUUGGGUACUUGUGACCCCCUAACUGGAGACUGUGUAAAUCAAGAACCCAAAGAUGGCAGCCCUGCAGAAGAAUGUGAUGAUUGCGACAGCUGUGUGAUGACACUCUUGAAUGAUUUGGCCACCAUGGGUGAGGAACUGCGCCUAAUGAAGACAAAGCUGGAGAGGCUGAGUGUGAACACUGGCGCUCUGCAACAGAUUCAGCACAUGGAGACCCAGGCCAAGGACCUGAGGAAUCAGUUGCUCAACUACCGAUCUGCCAUCUCAAGCCACGGAUCAAAAGUGGAUGGACUGGAAAAAGACCUGAGUCAUUUGAACCAUGAAUUCGAAACUUUGCAAGAAAAGGCUCAAAUAAAUUCCAGAAAAGCACAAACAUUAUAUAACAAUGUUGAUCGCACAAUCCAAAGUGCAAAAGAAUUGGACACAAAGAUUAAAACCGUCAUCCGGAAUGUGCACAUUCUCCUGAAGCAGAUCUCUAGGCCAGAUGGAGAAGGAAACGACUUGCCCUUGGGUGACUGGUCCAAGGAGCUGGCGGAAGCCCACCGCAUGAUAAGGGUGCUGCGGGACAGAGACUUCAGAAAGCAGCUGACAGAAGCAGAAGCUGCGAAAACAGAGGCCCAGCUCUUGCUGAACCGAAUUAGGACCUGGCUGGAGACCCACCAGGUAGAGAACAACGGACUAGUUAAGAAUAUUCGGGAUGCUUUAAAUGAUUAUGAAGCCAAACUUCAGCACCUGCGUGCUGCCCUCCAGGAGGCAGCUACUCAGACAAAGCAGGCCACUGGCCUCAACCAUGAAAAUGAGAGAGCCCUGGGUGCCAUUCAGAGACAAAUGAAAGAAAUGAAUUCCCUGAAGAAUGAUUUCACCAAGUACCUGGCAUCUGCAGACUCUUCCUUGCUGCAGACCAACAACCUGCUGCAGCAGAUGGACAAAAGCCAGAAGGAAUAUGAAAACUUGGCUGCUGCUUUAAAUGGAGCAAGACAGGAACUAAGUGACAAAGUACGAGAACUCUCCAAAUCUGCCGGCAAAACAGCCCUGGUGGUGGAGGCAGAGAAGCAUGCAAAGUCUUUACAGGAGCUUGCCAAGCAGCUGGAAGAGAUAAAGAGAAAUGCCAGCGGAGAUGAGCUGGUGCGCUGUGCUGUGGAUGCUGCCACCGCCUAUGAGAACAUCCUCAGUGCCAUCAAGGCUGCAGAGGAUGCAGCCAACAAGGCCACCAGUGCCUCUGAGUCUGCCCUCCAGACAGUGAUAAAGGAAGAUCUUCCUAGAAGAGCUAAGACCCUGAGCUCUGACAGUGAUGAACUGCUGAACGAAGCCAAGAUAACACAGAAGAAGCUACAGCAAGUAAAGAAACUAACCAGGAAAUUGCCUGAUCUGUUGAUCAAGAUUGAAAGUAUCAACCAACAACUCUUGCCCCUGGGAAAUAUCUCUGACAACGUGGACCGAAUACGAGAACUAAUUCAGCAGGCCAGAGAUGCCGCAAAUAAGGUCGCGGUUCCCAUGAGGUUCAAUGGUAAAUCUGGUGUUGAAGUCCGGUUGCCAAAUGAUCUGGAAGAUUUGAAAGGAUACACAUCUCUGUCUUUGUUUCUGCAAAGACCUAACUUAAGAGAGAAUGGGGGAACUGAGGACAUGUUUGUGAUGUACCUUGGAAAUAAGGAUGCUUCCAAGGACUACAUUGGCAUGGCAGUAGUAGAUGGUCAGCUCACAUGUGUUUACAACCUUGGAGAUCGUGAAGCCGAACUCCAGGUAGACCAGGUUCUGACUGAAAGUGAGACUCAGGAGGCCGUUAUGGACCGGGUGAAAUUCCAGAGAAUCUAUCAGUUUGCAAAGCUUAAUUACACUAAAGAAGCCACAUCCAAUAAACCCAAAGUCCCUCGAGUGUACGACAUGGAGGUUAGCAGUGGCAACACGCUCCUUAAUUUGGACCCCGAAAAUGUUGUAUUUUAUGUUGGAGGUUACCCACCUGAUUUUCAACUUCCCAACAGACUAAGAUUCCCUCCAUACAAAGGCUGUAUCGAGUUAGAUGACCUCAAUGAAAAUGUUCUGAGCUUGUACAACUUCAAAAAAACUUUCAAUCUCAACACAACCGAAGUGGAGCCUUGCAGAAGGAGAAAGGAAGAGUCAGACAAAAAUUACUUUGAAGGUACAGGCUACGCUCGUGUUCCGACUCAACCAAAUGCUCCCUUCCCGACCUUUGGCCAGACCAUCCAGACCACCGUGGGCAGAGGUUUGCUGUUCUUUGCAGAAAACCAGGAUCAUUUCAUAUCGCUGAAUCUAGAAGAUGGCAAUCUUAUGGUGAGAUACAAACUAAAUUCAGAGCCACCCAAAGAGAAAGGCAUUCGAGACACCAUCAACAAUGGGAAAGAUCAUUCGAUUUUGAUCAAAAUUGGAAAAGUCCAAAAACUCUUGCGGAUCACUGUGAAUGGCCAAAGCAUUGAAAUUGAAGGGGAGAUAUUUGAUUUCAGCACGUAUUAUCUGGGAGGAAUUCCGAUUGCAAUCAGAGAAAAGUUUAACAUUUCUACACCUGCUUUCCGAGGCUGCAUGAAAAAUCUGAAGAAAACCAGUGGGGUCGUCAGACUGAAUGACACUGUGGGAGUCACCAAAAAGUGUUCUGAAGACUGGAAGCUGGUGCGAUCUGCUUCAUUCUCCAGAGGAGGCCAGAUGAGUUUCACUAACUUGGAUGUGCCCUUGCCUGACCACUUCCAGGUCUCCUUUGGGUUUCAGACCUUUCAACCCAGUGGCGUAUUACUAAAUCAUCAGACACGGACUAGUAGCCUGCAGGUCACUCUGGAAGAUGGUCACAUUGAAUUGAGCACCAGGGACAGCGGCAGCCGGAUUUUCAGAUCUCCACAGACCUACAUGGAUGGCUUACUUCAUCAUGUAUCUGUAAUAAGUGACACCUCAGGCCUCCGGCUUCUCAUUGAUGACCAGAUUCUGAGAAGGAACCAAGGGCUUCCAGGCUUUUCAAAUGCCCAGCAAUCUCUCCGCCUGGGAGGCAGUUACUUUGAGGGUUGUAUCAGCAACGUUUUUGUCCAAAGGUUGUCACAGAGUCCUGAAGUCCUAGAUUUGACCAGUAGAUCCACCAAGAGAGAUACAUCCCUGGGAGGCUGCAGUUUAAACAAGCCACCAUUUCUAAUGCUGCUUAAAGGUUCCACGAGAUUUAACAAGGGCAGGACUUUCAAUGUCAACCAGCUGUUGCAGGAUGCACCCAAGGUGUCCCCAAGGAGCAUGGAGGCAUGGCAAGAUGGGAAGUCCUGCCUGCCACCUCUCAGCGCACAGGCCACUCACAGAGCCCAUCAGUUUGGGGACAGUCCCACCAGCCACUUGCUCUUCAAGCUUCCUCAGGAGAUGGUGAAACCCAGGUCACAGUUUGCUGUAGACAUACGGACAACAUCCUCCAGAGGGCUGGUGUUUUACACGGCCACCAAGACCUCCUUCAUGGCUCUUUAUCUCUCAAAAGGACAUGUUGUCUUUGCUUUGGGGGCAGAAGGGAAGAAACUGAGGUUGAGGAGUAAGGCGAAAUACAACGAUGGGAGGUGGCACACGGUAGCGUUUGGGCAAGAUGGAAAAAAGGCACGCUUGGUUGUGGAUGGGCUGAGGGCCCAGGAGGGCAGUUUGCCUGGAAAUUCCACCAUCAGCACCAGAGCACAGCUGUACCUGGGGUCAUCGCUGUUAGCAAAGCCGAAGAGCCUCCCCAAACACAGCUUUGUGGGAUGUCUGAAGAACUUCCAGUUGGAUUUAAAGCCCUUGGAUUCCCCCUCUGCAAGCUUUGGGGUGUCCCCCUGCUCAGGAAGCUCUUUGGAGAGAGGCCUUUAUUUCUCCCAAGGAGGAGGUCAUGUGGUCCUGGCCAAUUCUGUGUCACUGGGGCCAGAGUUUAAGCUCAUUUUCAGCAUUCGUCCGAGAAGUCUCACUGGAAUCUUAAUACAUAUUGGAAGUCAACCUGGACAACACUUGAGCGUUUAUAUGGAGUCAGGAAAGGUCACAGCUUCUGUGGACGGUGAGGCUGGUGGGACCUUGACAUCAAUCACACCAAAACAGUCUCUGUGCGAUGGACAGUGGCACUCAGUGGCAGUCUCUAUCAAACAGCACAUCUUACACCUGGAACUGGACAGUGACAACAGUUACACAGCCGGACAGUUCUCCUUCCCAGCUAACAGCACCCCAGGGUCACUACACAUUGGCGGUGUCCCAGCCAACUUGAAGAUGCUGACACUCCCUGUAUGGAAAUCAUUCUUUGGCUGUCUGAAAAAUAUUCAAGUCAACCACAUCACUGUCCCUGUCACGGAAGCCAUGGAAGUUCAGGGGUCUGUCAGCCUGAAUGGUUGCCCUGACCACUAACCUUGAGCUGUCACACAGCAAGGGAAUUCACCUUUUUGAGUACUGAGGACCCAACAAGCCCCCCUCCCCAACUCAAGGUCAUCAAGACACCAUAAGCACACAUCUAACAGCAAAUCUCAUUUUGGAUUCCUGUCACACAGACCCAUCAUUUUGGCACUCAGUGCUACACAUGUAUUUUUUAUAAAAACUCCAUUUCUUGAAGAAAAUGCACAAAUUGUUAUUCAAACAUGCACAUAAUGCUUUAGGUAAUAUUAUUUUCCACUAAAAAUUAAAUGUCUUUUAGAGAACAUUAUUUCCACUUGCUAAAAAUAAAUCUCAUUUAGAGCACUUUAAGAAUACAAAACUUUAAAAAUCUGUUAAAUUUUUAUAAUUUGUGGGGUUAAAUAAAUGCAGUGCACUCUUAAAAUUAUGGUGUUCUAUGAGCGAGAAAGACCAGAGUUUGG
Messenger RNA from Nannospalax galili (Upper Galilee mountains blind mole rat), 10254 nucleotides. It is a transcript of the gene Lama3, whose product is annotated as laminin subunit alpha 3. The record is from RefSeq and is a predicted model, not a curated record. Gene Ontology annotation, molecular function: signaling receptor binding. The transcript has 73 exons. Lineage: Eukaryota; Metazoa; Chordata; Mammalia; Rodentia; Spalacidae. Gene Ontology annotation, biological process: cell adhesion; regulation of embryonic development; axon guidance. Gene Ontology annotation, cellular component: basement membrane. The coding region runs from base 98 to 9811 and encodes 3237 amino acids.